Impatiens glandulifera is the source of this 646-nucleotide messenger RNA. Its product is annotated as subtilisin-like protease SBT3.9. Bases 43 to 456 code for a protein of 137 amino acids. The record is from RefSeq and is a predicted model, not a curated record. NCBI's taxonomy places the organism in Eukaryota, Viridiplantae, Streptophyta, Magnoliopsida, Ericales, Balsaminaceae. The transcript is spliced from 3 exons.
UCCUGAUAUAUAUAUAUAUAUAUAUAUAUAAGAGAUCUAUCGAUGGAAAGUCUCCAGAUGAAAUCAAAUAUUUUCCUCUUUUUCAUAAUAAUCUGCCUAUCUUCUUCUUCUUCAUCAUUUCCGAUCAAAGUCUCUGUUUCCAUGGCGGAGGGUUCGAUUUCCACUCCAAUUCAAACCCUUCCUUCUGAAGAGGCAACCGUUCAAAUCAUUUACACAGAAAGGCCUACAGACGUUGAGCCCGAAACCUAUCACAUCCAAACCCUAGCUUCUGUCCUUGGAAGUGAGGAGGCCGCAAAAGAGGCGUUGCUGUACAGUUACAAGCACGCGGCUUCUGGAUUCUCAGCCAAGCUCACCCCCAAGCAGGUGGAGGAAAUUUCAAAGAAAGAAGGUGUUAUUCAGGUGGUUCCUAGUCAGAAACUACAACUGCAUGCUGGAGCUGGAAGAAUGCAUUUUUAAGGACUGAAUCUAGAGAAAAAGAGUAUUGCGCAACUACCCUUUUUUCAGUUAUAUGUUUGUGCAACUAUGAGUGUUAACAGAACUUGAAUGAACUCGUUUGUUUGAUCGAAUAAAGAGCUUAUACUCUGAUAUUAUAUAUGUAAAAGAAAGAAGAUUUACUGUGUAUAAUUUGUCUCAUAAGUUUAAUUUC